CUUAUCCUCUAUUUGCAACCAGAAUAAACAACAAACCACAAAGACAACUUCUGUGCCGAAAACGAUUGAGAUGAUGAUUAAUGAAGAGCUAUAAGACAAUCUCGUUUUAGUUAUAUCUUAUCUGCGGUCUCAAUGGAAUAUACAUUGGUUCUUCUUGAAAUAUAAAACCGACAACAAUAAAAAAAAAUCAACAGCAGUUUAAUAAUGUCGAAGAAAUUGCAUUGUAACACCAUAUAACCUAAUUGAUCAAAUCUGUGUGGUGUGAAUACCUGGGUAUUUGCACUACGUCUAUAAUCAGCUGCCAAUAACUGAUGAAUGCGUCAUCGUCAUUCGCCUUACAUCUAACAGUAAAGUUGCAUGGAAAACUGUUGUUUACUGGCUGGCGGAAUUCAUUAGCAACAAACUGCACCCCACGUGCCGGCAUUAGUUGUGCUCGAGUCACGUAUCAAGAUGCAGUGGCAGCGACCGGAUUGCGUUCCUUUUCCCAGCGUUUGGCAUCGAUUCAAGGCCAUGGCCGGAACCGGGGACCAGAUGGGAUACUACGUUGUCCAAGAUCUGCCGAGUGAUCGAGUUGAGGAAACCUUCGACCUAUUGGCCGAACCAUUCACCCGGGACGAGGUCAUGAAUCGCACUAACCGGCUUAUCGAAGACCCGCUGGGUGUCGAAAUGGUCCGUGAAAUGUGGCAGCAACUGAUUCCGGGGAAAAUGUCACUCAUUUGUGUGGAAGAAGCUACGGGACAAAUAGUGGGGGUGAACGUUUUGGGCGUUGUUAGUAAAAGCGAUAACGAACCGGAUUUCAAGUACGCCAGCUCGACGUUUCAAACUAUCUACGAUCUGAAUACGUACGUCGCCAAGCAAGCAAAUGUAUUCGACCGGCAUGGAGUCGAUCAUUAUCUGAGUGCCAUGGGGUUGUCGGUUGAUCCCAGAUAUCGGAGACGGGGUAUAGCGACAGAGAUUUUACGCGCCCGAGUUCCACUGUGUAAAGCGGUUGGUUUAACGCUGACUGCUAAUUGUUUUUCCGGAGUGGCUUCUCAAAUUGCGGCUACAAAGGCGGGUUUCCGGGAGGACGUUAGCUAUCACUGCGGAUCGUUGGUUAAUGUCGAUGAACGUUUUGCUUUACCGGGUAUCGAGAAUGAGUGCUUUAAAUAUAUGAGUUUAAAGAUUGAAUAAAUAUUUAGGGGUUAAUCAUGGCUGCA
This is a messenger RNA of Uranotaenia lowii, 1196 nucleotides long. RefSeq lists its product as uncharacterized. Lineage: Eukaryota; Metazoa; Arthropoda; Insecta; Diptera; Culicidae. The transcript has 2 exons. Bases 451 to 1170 code for a protein of 239 amino acids. The record is from RefSeq and is a predicted model, not a curated record. Gene Ontology annotation, molecular function: N-acetyltransferase activity.